AUGUCGCUCGAAGCUACGAUGAUCAUCGUUGACAACAGCGAGAGCAGCAGAAACGGCGACUAUACAUCGACACGAUGGCAAGCCCAGAUUGACGCCGUCAGCGUCAUCCACACGGCCAAGAUGCGCGCACACCCUCAGUCUGCCGUCGGGCUGAUGAGUAUGGGCGGAAAGGGCCCCGAGGUGCUGUCAACAUUCACGACUGAUUUCGGUGGCAUUCUCGCCGGAUUGCACCGCACGAAGAUUCACGGCACCGCCCACUUCACGUCGAGCAUACAAGUUGCGGGUCUCGCCCUCAAACAUCGCUCCGAAAAGUCGCAACGCCAACGCAUUGUCGUAUUCUCCUGCUCCCCCAUCGCCGAAGACGAAAAGACGCUCGUGAAGCUCGCCAAGAAGAUGAAGAAGAACAACGUCUCCAUAGAUGUUGUCGCCUUCGGUGAUCUCGAAUCAGACCAGACCAAGAAACUCGAAGCUUUCGUCGAAAACGUCAAAGGCGGCGACGGCUCCAACCUCGCCAUCAUCCCGCCCGGCCCAAACCUUCUCUCCGAGGAGCUCCAAGCCUCGCCAAUCCUCGGCGGUGAUGCUGGUGGCGCUGGUGGUAUGGGAGGAGAUGACGGCGGCGACGGCGGUGCCUUUGACUUGGAUGCCGCCGCUGAGAAUGACCCCGAGUUGGCCUUUGCGCUGCGUUUGUCGUUGGAAGAGGAGAAGAACCGGCAGGAGAAGGAGAAGCGGGAGCGGGAGGCGCAGGAGGGUAAGGAGAAUCUGGAGGGGAUUCCCGAGGAGGGUUCAUCCAGCAAGAAGGAUAACGAGGAUCCGGAUAAGAUGGAUACUGCUUAG
Messenger RNA from Aspergillus mulundensis, 834 nucleotides. RefSeq names its product proteasome regulatory particle base subunit RPN10. The coding region runs from base 1 to 834 and encodes 277 amino acids. NCBI's taxonomy places the organism in Eukaryota, Fungi, Ascomycota, Eurotiomycetes, Eurotiales, Aspergillaceae. The transcript has 4 exons. Gene Ontology annotation, biological process: proteasome-mediated ubiquitin-dependent protein catabolic process. The record is from RefSeq and is a predicted model, not a curated record. Gene Ontology annotation, cellular component: proteasome regulatory particle, base subcomplex; nucleus; cytosol. Gene Ontology annotation, molecular function: polyubiquitin modification-dependent protein binding.